AUGUUGCUUAGGCAACCGGCAAACCUUUAUAAAUCAAUUUUUGGAACCCGACGCAGCCUCAGCACGACUCUGCCCGCUGGUCAAUCCUUCAGGAAAUGGUACCAGCAGCUGUGGACAGCCACUUUACACAAAUCGGAGAUCCUGUGCUGCGGCAACAGGCGGCUGCACUGCGCCACAGAUUGGCGCUUCGAGAGCGUAAAACUUAGCGGCCUGGACACGAUUAGCACGCAAAAAGACCUCGAAUUGAGUGGCUGGAACGCGCGCAUUGCUCAGCACGAGAUGGAUCACUUGGACGGGAAACUGUACACCGAUCAAAUGGAUCGUUCGACCUUCUCCUGCACCUGCUGGGAGGCCGUGAACACCAAGUCCGGACGUGUGGAGAUUCCCUUUUACAAAUAGUUGAUGGCAUUAAUGUUGUUUUAAUUGACUGAAAUAUUGUUAUUGUUUUUGGAGAAAAGUCCAUGCGAUCGCUUUAAUCCUCCAAUUUGGAGGGCGCAAACUUGA
Drosophila subobscura is the source of this 504-nucleotide messenger RNA. RefSeq lists its product as uncharacterized. Gene Ontology annotation, molecular function: peptide deformylase activity. The transcript is spliced from 2 exons. Gene Ontology annotation, biological process: peptidyl-methionine modification; N-terminal protein amino acid modification. NCBI's taxonomy places the organism in Eukaryota, Metazoa, Arthropoda, Insecta, Diptera, Drosophilidae. The coding region runs from base 1 to 399 and encodes 132 amino acids. The record is from RefSeq and is a predicted model, not a curated record. Gene Ontology annotation, cellular component: mitochondrion.